Messenger RNA from Lycium barbarum (goji berry), 3431 nucleotides. RefSeq names its product probable protein phosphatase 2C 33. The transcript is spliced from 5 exons. Gene Ontology annotation, molecular function: protein serine/threonine phosphatase activity. The record is from RefSeq and is a predicted model, not a curated record. NCBI's taxonomy places the organism in Eukaryota, Viridiplantae, Streptophyta, Magnoliopsida, Solanales, Solanaceae. Bases 1574 to 3028 code for a protein of 484 amino acids. Gene Ontology annotation, biological process: protein dephosphorylation.
CAAGAACUCCACGUAUCAACUAACCUCCCCACUUAUCUCUCCAAAAACAAAAAACAAGUCUUAUCGGCGCCAUUUUUGCAGUCUUUUUUGUUUCUCUAUGUUUUGUGUGUCAACUUAUUAUUCAUUCUCAUUCCUAUUUUUGUUCCUAUCCAUUUAAUUCUACUAAUCCAAUUCAAUAUUUUUCGUUCUUAUAUGCCCCUUUUUUUUUUGCUCUUAUCCAUAUCAGUUUUGUCUAUUUAAUUAUAAAUUUUUCUAUAGAGUUUAAACUGUACUAAGUCAUUCUACUUCAGCUCAUUCCUAUAUAUAGUUAGAAAAAUACAAUCUUUUUUCUUGAUUUGAUAAAAAAAGAAUUUUUUUUUAUUAGUAAUUUGGAAUUGAUCUUUUGGUGGGGUUUUGAUAAUUUUUUACACUUUCUGGAUUUGGGUUUGAUUUGAUAAAAAAAGAAAGUUUUUUUUUUUUUUUAGUAAUUUGGGGUUAAACUUUUUGGUGGGGUUGCUUAAAUUGAGCUGAAUUGGAUUUUUUUAAAAAAAAAAAAUUGGAUACUUUCUUGAUUUGGGUUUGAUCUGACAAAAAAAGAAAGUUUUUUUAGUAAUUUGGAGUUGAAUUUUUGGAGGGGUUGCUUAAAUUGAACUGAAUUGGAAGUGGGGUUUUGAAAAGUUUGAUACUUUCUUGAUUUGGGUUUGAUCUGACAAAAAAAGAAAGUUUUUUGAGUAAUUUGGAGUUAAUUUUUUGGUGGGGUUGUUUAAUUUGAGCUGAAUUGGAAGUGGGGUUUUGAAAAUUUUGAUAUUUUCUUGAUUUUGGGUUUGAUCUGACCAAAAAAUCAAGUUUUUUCCUCAAAUUUUGGAGUUGAAUUUUGUUUCUGGAAACUGAUUGUGGUCUUGAAUUGAGCUGAAUUGGAAGUGGGGUUUUGAAAAUUUUGACAAAUUCUUGAAUUGGUGUGACCUUCUUGUUUUCUAAAGGCUGAUAGGUUCUUUUUUUAAGUUUGUUUAUUGGAAAAAAUUGAAACUUUCUUGCAACUGGUCACUGGUUGACCUUCUUGUUGUUUUUUGUUUUGGUUUUUUUAAAAGCUACAUCAGAUCAAUAGUGUUGUGUCUUAUCAACUGAGUUAACCUUUCUUGUAAGUGAAAGGUGAGAGAGAAUAAAAAAGGUGUCUUUUGGGGGUAUUGCUAUUAAAAAAAAAAAAAGAAAAAAAGAAAACUGAAAGGGGGCAUAGAUCUGCUAUUUAUAUUUAAUGCCCUUUUUGAUAUUUGCAAUAUCUGGGGUUUCCUUUCUGGGAUAGAAAGGGAAGCUUAAGUUAGUUGUACUUAUUAUUAGUUUCCAUUCUUGUAAGUUGUUAUGUAGAGGAUUGUUUCAAGAACCAUUUUUGAUGCAUGAUAGUUCAAGGAUUGCUGAAAAGUUAGCAGUCUGUUCCUUUUGUGUGAUAUGGUGAAGUUAUUGGAUUGAGGUGAAGGAUUGGUUGGUAGAUUUUGAAGAGUGAAAAAGGAUAUUAGUACGGUACCAAGUAGGGGGGAAUAGGGUGUUUGAUUAAUUUGUUGCUCUGGAGUGCUUACUGAAUAUAGUUCGGGGCCUCAGGAUGGGGUCCUGCUUAUCAUCGGAAAGCAGGAGUCCUCAUCCUGGUUCUCCUGUAACUCCAGCUAGGAAGAGGAAGAGCUCGAAAAAGAGGUCGGGAUCACGGAAUUCUUCAUUUAACCAUCAUAAGGAAGAACUAUUGCAUAGGAUUCCCGGGCGUAUGUUCUUGAAUGGUUCUAGUGAGGUGGCUUCACUCUUUAGUCAGCAGGGCAAGAAAGGGACUAAUCAAGAUGCUAUGAUUGUUUGGGAGAAUUUUGGUUCCAGCGAAGAUACUGUUUUCUGUGGUGUUUUUGAUGGCCAUGGUCCUUAUGGUCAUAUGGUUGCGAAGCGAGUCAGAGACGCUCUUCCGUUAAAGCUAAGCACACACUGGGAAGUUAAUAUUAAAAGUGAAGAUGUUCUAAGAGAGAUUAGUCUCAACACGGCGAGUAGCCUAUAUCCCGAGGAUGCUUCCCUUAUCUCUGCUGAUGUUGAAGAGACUGAAAAGCACUUGGAGGUAUUUGAAACGUUGAAGGAGUCAUUUCUGAAGGCUUAUAAGGUUAUGGAUAGAGAACUGAGAAGCUAUACCAAUGUCGAUUGCUUCUGUAGUGGAACGACAGCAGUAACGCUAGUUAAACAGGGUAAAAAUCUUGUUAUUGGAAAUGUUGGGGACUCGAGAGCUGUGCUGGGUACGAGAGGCGAGGAUGAUUCUAUCACUGCAGUGCAAUUGACAGUAGAUCUUAAGCCCGAUUUGCCAGCGGAGGCUGCGAGGAUUCGCAAAUGUAAAGGGCGAGUGUUUUCUCUUCAUGAUGAACCGGAUGUUGCAAGAGUGUGGAUGCCAAACAGCGACUCUCCUGGACUUGCCAUGGCCCGUGCUUUUGGAGAUUUUUGCCUCAAGGAUUUUGGUGUCAUCUCAGUGCCUGACAUUUCAUAUAGGCGUUUAUCCGAGAAGGAUGAAUUCCUUGUUCUUGCAACAGAUGGGAUUUGGGACGUGCUUUCAAACGAUGAAGUAGUAAAGAUUGUGGAUUCGGCUUCAUCCCGUUCAUCUGCAGCUCGAUCGCUUGUUGAAGCAGCUGUUCGGGCCUGGAAGAUUACAUACCCGACUUCUAGAGUCGAUGACUGUGCAGUUGUCUGCCUCUUCCUUGACUCAAACUCGAAUAAUUUCUCUACUGCUUCUAGCACAAAAGAUAACGACAAGACUUUUGUCUCGAUGGAAAUGAGUGAAGUUAAUAACAAUAUGAAUGGUGCCGUUAGUCCACCUGCGUUGAAUCGCUCGUGUACUGUUCGAGAAAGCGAAGAAGUUUCAGCAGGCAGAAAAGAGGAAGCCUCGGAACAUGAUGAGUUGCUACCGAAGACGGGGAAAGAAUUGUCUGUUCUCGACGGGGUAUCUCGGGUGGACACAUUAAUGACAUUACCAAGGUUUAUGCCAGGCAAAGAAGAAAAGAAAGCUGCUGGUGGAGGAUCAAAAUCAAAGAAGAAAUAGUAAAAACCUACCCGCACCGGGCGUUUAUAUCGAACCAAUGGAUGCAUAACAUGUGUUUGCCCAUAGACCUUUCUCACUUAACUAUGGUUAGUAUAUAUUUUCAUCUCAUUAAAUCAGUUAACCAUGGUAAGUCGACAUGCAAACACAUGUCAUGCGUCUAGAUGUGUUUUUACCACGACCGAGUGUGGAUUUGUUUGUCUUAUUGUCCAUUUUUGUUUAGCUCUUAUGAUCAGUUUUUUUUUUCCUCAUUUAUUUAAGGUGAGAAAUGAAAAAUAGGGCGAUUUCAUAUUGUGCUGGGCUAUAUUACAGUUCUAUGGGGAAUCAUUCUCUCUCUCUCUCUCUUUAGUGUGUAUGUAGAAUCGAAAUUUUUGUAAAUUCAAGUCUUCUUGUUUCUUGGAUACUA